Moneuplotes crassus is the source of this 1519-nucleotide messenger RNA. NCBI's taxonomy places the organism in Eukaryota, Ciliophora, Spirotrichea, Euplotida, Euplotidae. The record is from the annotation of a GenBank genome assembly.
AGCUAAAGUGGAAUAUCUGAAUACUAAAGAACAACUUGAGUCCCACUACGAGAUCGAACGCUGCUUCAACAAGUUUGAUGAAGAUAAAUCAGGAACCCUUGACUUUUCUGAAAUAGAAGAGAUGUUCAAAAGUGUUGGAAUAUACAUCAACAGAAGGUAAUGCACCCAAAUAAUUCCCUAGAGAACUCCAUGAUAUCUUUGGGUCAUGUCUCCCACACAGAAAAGAUCAGUUAGAUUUUAAAGAGUUCAAGCAGUUUAUCCUCUCAGAAGAUGGUAACAAAGCCUUUAGGAAAAUUAUCAAGAAAUAAGACAAAUACGAAUGAUAUCAACAAACGUAUUAGUGAAGGUGAUCUCAAAGCUGAAAACUUCUUUAAGCCAUAUGACUUCAAAUCGUUGCUAGAGUUUGUAGACCUAAAAAUUCAGAGGGAGAGCGCACUUAAAAAGAUCUUCACCGAUGAUGCUAAGAACACUGAUUGCAACUUCCGAAAGCUCUUUGAGCUCAACCAGAUGAACCAAAAGAAUAUCAACUAAUAUUAGAAACAAGUUUCUACAAAUUUUGAUUCAGAAACGGUCCGAACAGAGAGUGUCAAAAAUAGAGGCGCCAAAAUCUCAGACCAGAGAACUAAACUUAAAAGCACUCAGGACCUUCUUAAAAAUUCCUAACAAAGAAUUUCUAAAGAAAGAGGCCAAGAAGAUAUCAAACAUCAUAAAGCUGUCCAAAAAGAGAGGCAGGGAGCUUGCCAAAAAGGAAUGGGAAAAUAUCUGCCAGACAAAAUCAAGAUCGAACUCUAGAUAUGAAAAGAGUAUUUCCAAGAUCAAGAACUCCAGAUACAACAUUAUCCAGCAACAUUUAAAAAUCAAAUCCAGAUCAAUAGAUUGAUAUAAGAAACUUAACCAAAAAAUUAGCAAGAAAGCAAAGAGGAAAGAAAAUAAAUAUAAAGGCAAUGAAAUAAAAAUAUAUGAAAAUAUAUCUCAGCAUGAAAUGCCUGAAUUGUCAAGAUGAUUGGCACCAAAAAGAUCAAUAUUUAAUGUGGACAUUUUAAAAAUGUCUCCUGGAUUGUCACUAGAUCCUGUUGAUCGGUCCUUCAAACUUUCUUUCACCUCAGAACCUGCUCACCUUUCCUCAAGCAUGUCCAACGCCCACACUAAUCUCACUGUCUCCAACUCUCAGACCCUCGCCAAAGGUGAUCCUUCUCGCUUCAAAGUCAGACUCAGUGGUGGUCUCAAGGUCAACUCCAGCUAUGACGGAGGCUCCACCAGACACGAAGCCGUGACUGUUCUGGCCAAACCUAGAAAGCGCAGCCGCGACUGGGGCCUGCCGAGUGGCCAGAGUGAAGGACUCUCCAGUGGAGUAAUCAGAGCCAGGCAGCUAACUCACGAGUCUCUGAGCGGAGGCAGGAUCCCUCAGACAUAUCUGACCAAUGCAUCAGUGGCGACUGGAGCCAGUGCGUGAGUGUACACUUAGCCUAGAGAAAUUGAGCUCAGAAAGGGAUGAAUCCAGAUUGAGACCCGAAUUAUC